This is a messenger RNA of Eubalaena glacialis (North Atlantic right whale), 1218 nucleotides long. Its product is annotated as G/T mismatch-specific thymine DNA glycosylase-like. The record is from RefSeq and is a predicted model, not a curated record. Gene Ontology annotation, biological process: base-excision repair, AP site formation. Gene Ontology annotation, cellular component: nucleus. Gene Ontology annotation, molecular function: mismatch base pair DNA N-glycosylase activity. NCBI's taxonomy places the organism in Eukaryota, Metazoa, Chordata, Mammalia, Artiodactyla, Balaenidae.
AUGGAAGCGGAGGACGCAGGCAGCUAUUCCCUCCAGCAAGCGCAAGCUUUUUAUACGUUUCCAUUCCAACAAAAGAUGACUGAAGUUCCUAAUAUGGCAGUUAUGAAUGAACAAGAAAUGCCAGCAGAAGUUCCAGCCCCAGCUCCUGGUCAGGAACCCACACAAGAGACUCCAAAAGGAAGGAAAGGAAAACCCAGAACAACAGAACCAAAAACACCAGUGGAACCCAAAAAACCUGCUGAGGCCAAAAAAUCUGGCAAGUCCACAAAAUCAAAAGAAAAGCAGGAAAAAAUUACAGACACGUUUAAAGUAAAAGUAGACCGGUUCAAUAGUGUUUCAGAAGCUGAACUUUUGACCAAGACUCUACUGGACAUUUUGACCUUCAAUCUGGACAUUGUGAUUAUUGGCAUAAACCCAGGACUAAUGGCUGCUUACAAAGGGCAUCAUUACCCUGGACCUGGAAACCAUUUUUGGAAGUGUCUGUUUAUAUCAGGGCUGAGUGAGGUCCAACUGAAUCACAUGGAUGAUCAUACUUCACCAGGGAAAUAGGAUAUUGGAUUUACCAAUAUGGUGGAAAGGAUAACACCAGGCAGCAAGGAUCUUUCCGGUAAAGAAUUUUGUGAAGGAGGACGUAUUCUAGUGCAGAAAUUACAGAAAUAUCAGCCACGAAUAGCAGUGUUUAAUGGAAACUGUAUUUAUGAAAUUUUUAGUAAGGAAGUUUUUGGAGUAAAAGUUAAGAACUUAGAAUUUGGACUUCAACUGCAUAAGAUCCCAGACACAGAAACUCUCUGCUAUGUUAUGCCAUCAUCCAGUGCAAGAUGUGCUCAGUUUCCUCGAGCCCAGGACAAAGUUCAUUACUACAUUAAGCUGAAGGACUUAAGAGAUCAGUUGAAAGGCACUGAACGAAACACAGACAUUCAAGAGGUGCAAUAUACAUUUGACCUGCGGCUAGCCCAAGAGGAUGCAAAGAAGAUGGCUGUGAAGGAAGAAAAAUAUGAUCUGGGUUAUGAAGCAGCGUGCGGUGGUGCUUAUAGUGAAAAUCCGUGCAGUAGUGAACCUUGCAGCUUCUCUUCAAAUGGGCUGACAGCUGACAGUGGAGAAUCAACUUUCAGUGACAUUCCAAAUGGGCAGUGGAUGACCCAGUCAUUUACAGACCAGAUUCCUUCCUUUAAUAAUCACUGUGCAAUGCAAGAACAGGAAGAAGGAAACCAUGCUUAA